Messenger RNA from Sitodiplosis mosellana (orange wheat blossom midge), 1471 nucleotides. RefSeq lists its product as uncharacterized. The transcript has 4 exons. The record is from RefSeq and is a predicted model, not a curated record. Lineage: Eukaryota; Metazoa; Arthropoda; Insecta; Diptera; Cecidomyiidae. The coding region runs from base 37 to 1284 and encodes 415 amino acids.
GAUAAGGGAAAAUAAACAAAUCAGUAUUAAAUAAAUAUGUCUACUAAUGAUGAAAACAUAUUGAGCGAUUUCCCAUGGAUCACGUCGUUGUUCGUCCAAAAAUUGCUUGACCAAUCGGAACAAAGCAAAGAUGUGAAUUUAAAAUCAUUCAUCGUGAAAAGAUGCUUCAACGAGGGUGAAGGUUUUUCAAGCAAUAUGCUUUGUCUAAAAACGACAUUCCACAAAUCCAGAGAUGAUGUUGUUGACACAAAGCACACUGACUUCAUAUUUAAAAUUGCCCUUCAAACAGAAGAAUUCGAUAAAUUGUUCGAAGAAGGAUUAUAUUUUGAGAAAGAAAUUUUCGUUUAUUCAACGAUUUUACCAAAAUUGAAACAUUCAUUUGAAGUAGUUGGAAUGACGGUAGAAAUUGGUCCAAGAUAUUUUAUGGGCAACACCCAGCAGAGAAUCCUUAUUCUCGAGGACAUGCGAGUUCAACAAUUCAAAGGUGUUGAUCUAACACAUGGACUGGAUAUGGAUCAUAUGAAAUUGACCGUUGCCACUUUGGCCAAAUGGCAUGCUGGUACGGCUAAUCUGCUUUUGACGAAUCCAGAUAUAUUUACAUUAUACGCAAAGAAUACCUACCAAAAUGCACCAUGCGAAGAGGAAUACUUCAAAAAUGUUGCCAAAAUACUGUCGGAUACAGUACGGAAUUGGCCGGGUUAUGGACAACUGGCUGAAAAAUUGGACAAAAUACCACAAACAGCAUACGAUAAUGCAUAUAAAGCAUUUGAACCUCAAGCUAAUGGGUUCAAUGUUAUUACACACGGUGACAUGUAUAUAAACAAUUUAUUGUUUCGUUAUGAUGACAACGGAAAUCCAAUCGAUGUCCGAUUUAUUGACUUUGCAUUUGGAAAACGCACGAGCCCAUCGAUUGAUUUGAUUUUGCUACUGUACAGCUCUUCCCAUUCGUCGAUUAGUCAAAGUGAUCGCGAGUAUCUCGUUGAAUAUUAUCAUUCAGAACUAGUUAAAUGUCUACAGCUCUUAAACUAUUCGGGACACAUGCCAACGUUAUUUGAAAUGCAGUCGACGUUUUUUGGCGUUGAUUUGUAUAAUGCAUUGGCGGUACUGUUUAUCAUUGGAAUUCGAUAUAAGAAUACAGUUCCAAGUGACGGAUCGUUAGAGGUAGCUAAUAGCUCUGAGAAGACAAAUGAUGACAACACUAAACUAUAUUCCAAUCCAGAAUACAUCAAACAUAUGAAGUAUUUAUUGGAAAUAUUCGAAAGAAGAGGCUAUUUUGAAUUUUGACUAAUUUGACAUUGGCAGACAGAGCAAAAAAAUUAAUCCAUAUAUCUCUGUUGCGCAUAAGAAAUAAUAAAAUAUUUAUCCGUUAGUUGAUGAAAUGGGAUUUUUCCGGAAACAUAAGAUAAAACUAGCGACGAAAUCCAUUUGAAUUCAAGGUUUGCGGCCUCUAUCAAUAUAUCGUAUUCAUUAU